GUUGUGACUUUCGUGCAUAAUUCAUGAGAGGCGGGGCAUCCCGAGCCCUUUUGUUAGAAGGGUGGGGCCGGGCGGGGUGGGAGCCACCGCCAAGAUGUCCUACGUGCCUGGGCAGCCGGUCACCGCAGUGGUGCAAAGAGUUGAGAUCCACAAAUUGCGCCAAGGGGAAAACUUGAUUCUGGGGUUCAGCAUCGGUGGGGGCAUCGACCAGGACCCGACUCAGAACCCCUUCUCCGAAGAUAAGACCGACAAGGGCAUUUACGUCACCAGGGUGUCAGAAGGGGGCCCCGCGGAGGUGGCGGGCCUUCAGAUUGGAGACAAGAUCAUGCAGGUGAAUGGCUGGGACAUGACGAUGGUGACCCACGACCAGGCCCGCAAGAGACUCACCAAAAGGAAUGAGGAGGUGGUGCGGCUGCUGGUGACCCGGCAGGGCCUGCAGAAAGCUGUGCAGCAGUCCAUGCUGGCCUAGGCCAGCCUCCGUCCCUCCCUCUGCCGGCCUGGGGGAGCUGGCUCCUCUGCAGCCCUUCCUGCCAGGGACGUGGAAGCAGGAGUGGCGGCUGCGGGCCCCCCUGACCCCCCCCCCCCCCCCGCCUUAUUUUUGUUACUCGGCCGAAUAAACGAAGCUGGCCUUCGGGCCUUCCUCCUC
Monodelphis domestica (gray short-tailed opossum) is the source of this 646-nucleotide messenger RNA. It is a transcript of the gene TAX1BP3, whose product is annotated as Tax1 binding protein 3. Gene Ontology annotation, cellular component: basolateral plasma membrane; adherens junction; postsynaptic density. The record is from RefSeq and is a predicted model, not a curated record. Gene Ontology annotation, biological process: embryo development; neurotransmitter receptor transport, endosome to postsynaptic membrane; receptor clustering. NCBI's taxonomy places the organism in Eukaryota, Metazoa, Chordata, Mammalia, Didelphimorphia, Didelphidae. Gene Ontology annotation, molecular function: protein kinase binding.